Messenger RNA from Periconia digitata, 2034 nucleotides. Lineage: Eukaryota; Fungi; Ascomycota; Dothideomycetes; Pleosporales; Periconiaceae. The record is from the annotation of a GenBank genome assembly.
CUGCCCAAUUCUCUCCGUGCCAGCCAGCCUGUCUGCGUCAUGUCACUUCUGCAUCUACCGGCCGAGCUCGUCGUCUCUAUCGUCGCCCAUCUUGCCCAAGAAAAAGAAACCCUCUGCUCUUUAGCCCGGACAUGUCACCUCCUGCAGAACGAGUGCGAGAAACACAUUUACACCACCAUCAAUCUACUAUCUACAGACGAUCUUAGAGACAUCAUCGAUGCCUUUGAUGCCCGCCCCGAGCGCAUCGCCAGCGUCCAGAACUUGCACAUCGCCUACAGCUACCAUGCUGGCCUCCAGGCUACCCUGCAAGAGCGCAUGCACUUCAACGCCUAUCUGCACAAGAUGAAGGCUUUGAGGAGUUGGUAUGUCGAGAGCCCGUUUGACAACUUCAGGUGGAAUGAGAAUGGCGGUCACGAGUGGGUCGAGCAGGACAUGGAGGAAUUUUGUACGGCUUUGCACAAGUCAUGUUCGCCCAUGGCCAACCCUCAGCAACCCAUUGGACUGUCCAAGCUAGAAAAGCUCGUCAUACAUUCGCAUGGUCCAACUACAGAUUUCUGGCGUCUCGGUGGUUUCCACUGCUUGUUCCGCCAUUCCACUCUCCGCAGCUUGCACGCCUCUUGCUUUAUUCUCCCCUCCGACCUUCCAGAGUUGGAAGGUUGCGGACCGACUCCGUUGACAGAACUCACCCUUGACGAAUGCAUCUUGAAUCCGAAGAGCCUCGGUCGUAUCCUUCGCACCCCCAAGAGCCUAAAGCACCUCACGCUCGGCGAAAAUGUGUACAACAUCAACGGCGCUACUGGUCCCUCACAGAAUUUGACGCUGAAACCGCUCGAGGCAAUGGAAGCAUUGGCGGCUGUCUCCCAUUCACUGGAAUCGCUUACCCAUAACGACCCACAACGCCGACAUUGCAGUGACAUUUAUCGAUCUAACCCCGUCAAAGGUGAUGGAUUAAGAAACUUCCACCAGCUCAAAUUCCUGGAUAUCGAUCCUUGUUCAUUCCUACACCAAUGGACGUCCUCGCAUGCCCAGGCUCCACCGAAUCUGGAAACCCUGCGCAUUCAUUUCCCGCUAAUAGACGAACACGAUUUGCACAGUGACCAUUCGGUGGAUUCGUUCGAAGAACUGCCACCUCUCGAGCCCUAUACACGCAUUUCUUCCUUGAAAUCGCUCGAAAUUGUGCAAGGCGCAUUCCCCGUGACGCACAAGUUGAAUGCUCAAUUCAUUUGCGAGCGCGAACUUCUCUGCGAGCGACACGCGUAUGCUUACAAGCUUUUCAAGCACGGCAUCAACUUGAAAGUUUACGUCGAACCUAUUUGGCGGAUGGGCCUCAUCCCACCUUAUCUCCACGGCGAACAGAAACCCACUGUGCUCUGUAUAUACGAUGCAGCCGAAGUCGGCUUCCAUCGCCAUAUUGUGGACGAAGUCCUACCACCACCUAGCCUGAUGGGUGGCAUAGACUUAUUCUUAGCAAGUGACGACGCAAGUGACGUAACAAACGCAGGCUCAGUACAGUCCCUCGAUUCGCCCCGGAGCAAUACUCCCACUCAAGAACAAACCGCAUCCCCUGCACCGAAAACUUCCACCCCUUCCACUGAGCCGCCCCCAGAAACAGACCAGCUGAACCAGGCCGAUAUCAUCAGUAUUCGGAACAAGGUCCAACGCCUUCUCGACGCAGACUUGGACCGCGUGGCCUCGGAGUCGGACGACUCGGAGUCGGACGACCGUAUUUCAAUGUCGUCCGAAUUCGGAGACGAAGGCGGCGUUGUGUUUGGCUUCCACAUGUCCGCCCCUCACACCGAAGAUUCCGAAUGGAUGGGCGACAUCAUGAACAUGGAGGACUGGCACGAUGACAUGGAGGCCGAGUUCAUGGCUGGCACCUUUAUGCCGACCGACGACGAAUUGAUCGAAGAAGUCGACGACUGGCACGACAGUGAGGAAUGGUUCCCUCCUCCUGGUAUGGUCGCUGGCCCCCCUAGUGCCGAAGCUGCUGCCGUCGCUCUGGCUAUUGAGAUGGGUAUGAUGACCCUGACAUGA